AUGACUAAUCGAGCAGAGGAUGUAGCCAAUUUCCAACGGAACGGGGCUACAAUUUUGGUGGCUACUCCGGGUCGCCUGGUUGAUAUUGUGCACCAUAUCUCUGAGUUCAACGGUCCUACAUCUAAUCCGUUUAUUCGUGGAUUUCGUAGUCUGGAGGUUCUUAUUUUGGAUGAAGCUGAUCGUCUGUUGGAAAUGGGUUUUGAAAAACAGUGA
Echinostoma caproni is the source of this 213-nucleotide messenger RNA. NCBI's taxonomy places the organism in Eukaryota, Metazoa, Platyhelminthes, Trematoda, Plagiorchiida, Echinostomatidae. The record is from the annotation of a GenBank genome assembly.